AUGCCCGAAUACCACUCUUCCCAGCAUGGGCCCGUCAACCUCCUGUCGCUCGAUGGCGGUGGUGUCCGGGGUGUCUCAUCGCUUGUUAUUCUCGACGCGAUCAUGAACCAGAUCAAGGAUCUGUACCAGCUCCCAGAAACCCCGAAGCCCUGCGAAUUCUUCCACAUGAUCGCCGGAACCAGCACUGGGGGGCUCAUCGCUAUCAUGCUUGGGCGGCUGCGGAUGUCGACGCAAGAGGCCCUCGAGGCAUAUGAUGAAUGUGCUACGAAGAUCUUCUCAAGACAAAAUCGCAAGCGGUCAAGCUUAUCGGACAGAUUCAAAGCUGUUGCCCUUCAAAAAGCCAUCGAGGAAAUCGUGAAAAAGCGCGGGCUUGGCGACGAUAUGCGAGACCCGGAUGACACUGACAAAGGCAAGGUCUUUGUGUGCACCAUGCCGUCUAAUAACAUAGGCCAGCCUAGACUUGUACGCUCUUAUUAUCCGGAUCCGGGGCUUGGGGAUGAUUGGGACGAGGAUGUCAAAGUCUGGGAGGCCGCAAGAGCAACUACGGCCGCUUCAUCGUUCUUCAAGCCGCAGAAGCUGGGAAAGGGGCAUUUGGCGCAGGCGUACAUUGACGCAGCAAUCGGCAGCAACAAUCCAGUGAACUAUCUUCUCCCAGAAGCACGUGGGGAGUUCGGUACUGCGAGACGACUUGGUUGUGUGGUGAGCAUUGGCACUGGCACCCGGAAUAAUGAACUCGACAGGGAGUCGGUGAGCGGGAUGCGAAGUUUCCUCACUCUUCAAGGGCUACGCAAUGUCUUUGGCAUGGUCAAAACGCUCAAGAACACGGCGACCGACGCAGAGGAGUCUCAUCGACAGCUCUUAGCACGGCUGAACUCGUUUCCCGAUUCAUAUUAUCGCUUCAACGUACCCUCGGCCGCUGCGCAAGUCAAACUGCACCACUAUCGGAAAAUUCCAGAGCUCAAGUCCCUGACAGCUCAAUACCUCGCCGGGCCAGAAAUUUCGGGCCAGGUCGUGCAGGUCGCGCGGGCGCUGAAAACAGGCAUAUUUCACCAUGGACUCACACUGGGUCUUGUCCAUGAUCUGGACCCGGAGCAGGUACUUCUUCAGACCCACAAUCCUCGAUCCAGGGGCAUGACAAGCGCCUUUUUCACCGGAAGAGAAGAUGUCCUGCAGAGAUUAGACACAUUUUUCCCCCAACGCGACACUGGUGGGAAACCUCGGCGAGAGUUCCUGCUUCACGGAAUGGGCGGUGUUGGGAAGUCUGAAGUCGCCCUUAAAUUUUCCGAAGUUUUCGAAGAAAGAUUCAAAUACAUAUUUCAAAUCGACGGGUCGAUGCCUGCUACAGUCGCUCAAAGUUAUGCGGCAAUUGCUAAAAAGUAUAAUCUCGCCUCCCAGGGGAGUGUCGAAUCCUUGAUGAACGUUGCGAAGCGUUGGAUAGAGGAGCAAACAGACGAAUGGCUCAUGAUAUUCGAUGACUGCGAUUUGGAUGAUCGGGACGGCCAUCUUCCUGGGAGAGGGAAAGGGAGCAUCAUCUACACGUCCCGGUCAACCGUACUUAGAGGCGACCUUCCUUCUGAUUGCUCCCUCGAAAUCGAAUGCUUCUCCGAAGAACAUGCGAUCGAACUUCUUCUCAAAGCAUCCGGGCGAGAAUCCGGGCCUGACGCCGAAGAUCUUGAUUCGGCACGAGCUAUUAUCCAGGAGGUUGGCUCCUUACCCAUGGCCAUUAGCAAUGCAGCAGCAACCAUCAGGGAACGGAGAUCAUCCUUGGACCGUUUCCUCAAGAAAAUCAAGGAAGAAAAGGUUCGCAUCCGCUCAGACCCUCGUUUCAAGGGCAAGAAUAUUGAGAACACAGCAGUCUACGCCGUCCUAGAAGUCUCUUACGAAGCACUCAUGACGCAAAGGAGAAGAACUGGGAGGGGUGGGUCGGGCGCCGCGGCGCGCGUUGCAGCCAAAGUUCUCACGAUUCUAAGCUUCUUCCAUCAUCAAAAUAUUCCAAUAGAGACUCUAACGAGGGUAGCUAAAGAGAGGGCAACCCAGAAGACGAAUUUAAUCGUCCCUCUGAGGGACUUGGUGAGCCCACCCGACCGGGACUUGGACCGUCUCUUUAUGCUGAAGGAGGACGGUGAAUGGAACCCCCACUACUUUGGCGUGGGGAUGAACGUCCUCGAGGCGUUUUCGUUGAUCAAAACUAACGCGCAAAAUGCCACCAUUUCGAUGCACGUCAUGAUUCAUGAUUGGGCACAGGACAGGCUGGACGCCGAGAUGUACAGGCAGUACGAUAAUUUGACGAGGACUAUUCUUACCGAAUCCAUUUUCAUAUCGCAGAACUGGACUGACUCCUUUUUUGUCCAUGAAUUGCAACCGCACCUCGAUCCUGCUCUCAAACGAGGCUCACCCUGGUCUCCGCACGAGAAUCAUCAGGGCUGGUUGCAUCUUAGAAUCGGCUGGUACCACUUCCUCGCGAAGGAUUUCAAGGCGGCCGAGAAAGCGUUUUUGGAUGCUUUGAGCAUUUGCAAGGUGCAAAAACGCCUUCAGAUCGGGGAUCUACUUCAGACCUUGGCUAAUUUGGGUUUACUAUAUCAUGAGGUCGGACGAUUGGGGGAAGCUGAGCUUGUGUUCUGUGAGCUUAUCGACAGGGUCAGGGGCAAGAUUAUGGACUAUGAAGCCCUCUUAGUGGAACACCGGGGUGAAGCCAAUAACCAGGCAGAACAAGAAAGAACAACUCAGGAACGGCAUGAGAAGCAACGGCUGGGUCGCGCCUACCGCGAGGGCUUGGAUGCAUUUGCGAAGCGCCUAGGAAAAGUCGAUGCCGAGGCGCUGCCUAGCACUAUUUUGCGACGAUGCCUGCCCCAGAUUUUACAAGGCUGGCACAAUGGUACAAAAUUAUCUGGACCUAGGGGACCAAGACCUGGCCACCCAGACAUCAAAAAACUCGAGGAUGAGGUUCAGCACCUCCAGCUGCUGCAUACAGAGAUCCACGCCGAGCUAGCAAGAGUGUACGUGAGCCAAGACCGGAUGGGCCAGGCCAAGAGUCUAUUUACGCAAGCACUGCGGUUCUUCAAGGAGGACGGGUAUCUAUCACAUCAGAGUCCAUGGAUUAUGCGACUGGAACACGCUAUGAAAACCUUCACAGACCCCGGAGACCUACCAUACUGGAAGGGUCGUAUCGACAUGACGUCGGAUCUUGCGGACACAGGGUACCGUGACUUUCCGGAACAUGACGGGUUUUUGGAGUUGGCGAUUGCUUGGACGAACUGCCUGAUGAAAAACAACAUGUGGGACGCCGCGCUCAAUUACCAGGAGAAAAUUCGUCAUCACUUUGUCAUGAUUCGAGGACCCAACGACUGGAAGGUUUUGGGGUUAAUGCGGCAGCUGGUGGACUGUUAUGUGCACCGCGAAGGGCGCGGGCCGGCCGUGAAAAUCGCAAGGGAAUGCGUUGACCGGGCAGAAAAGACAUAUGGGGAAAACCAUCAUGAGACGGUGUUGUCGAUGGAGAAGCUUUGCGAAGCGCUCCAGUUCGAAACCUUGGACGCGGAUGAUGAGGUGACAACAAUUUUGCAAAGCGCGCUUGCCAGAUCAGAGAUAGCUCUGGGCGCGAACCACCGGACGACGAAACGGAUCAAAGAAUGGUUCCUUCUCUCCAGAUCAACUUCCAAGCAGCCCAAGGAACUUCCCAUCGAACCAAACGGAGAACGUGUGAACGGCAUCAAUUGGCAAGAUAGCAUAGACCUCCUGAAUGAUUUCACUGCUACCUUGGGUGAGCAACACAUCCUCACCAAACGCCAAGCACGCCUUGUUGGCGAUGGGCCGCCGAGUACGUUUGAAGAGUACGUCGAAAGAGUGCAGGCGUCUUAUGGGCCACAGAGUCGAGUAGCGAAAGCGGCAGCGAACUUCCUCGGAACGUGGCAAGAGCAAGCAGCGGAAAUAAGGAGGCUUAAACAGCGGGCCGAGCCGCGACACGGCGAAGGCCUCCCCGAGUAUUGUACAUGCGGCGAGCUAGUACACGCCGAGGGGUCAAAGGCGCAUCGGGUGCCCAUACCAAUUUACUUUGAGGGCCGGGACAUCGGGGCCACUGGAGCCCGCUAG
This is a messenger RNA of Dichotomopilus funicola, 4086 nucleotides long. RefSeq lists its product as uncharacterized. The transcript is spliced from 5 exons. Gene Ontology annotation, molecular function: ADP binding; protein binding. The record is from RefSeq and is a predicted model, not a curated record. The coding region runs from base 1 to 4086 and encodes 1361 amino acids. Gene Ontology annotation, biological process: arachidonate metabolic process. NCBI's taxonomy places the organism in Eukaryota, Fungi, Ascomycota, Sordariomycetes, Sordariales, Chaetomiaceae. Gene Ontology annotation, cellular component: membrane.